Molecule: messenger RNA, 951 nt
Organism: Dissoconium aciculare CBS 342.82
Lineage: Eukaryota; Fungi; Ascomycota; Dothideomycetes; Mycosphaerellales; Dissoconiaceae
Exons: 1
Coding region: 182-814 (210 amino acids)
Molecular function (GO): RNA binding; RNA nuclease activity
Source: RefSeq, a predicted model, not a curated record
AGCUCCACUGCCUUCAUCAGCUUCGACAAUGUGAUGAGCAAAGUUGAGAGACCUUUAUUAUAAAGCUCUCUUGGAAGUCGAGAGUUCGAAGGAAUCGUCCAAGUCACCAUACUCCUCACUCUUUCCACUCUACCCGCAUUCGUCUUCAAAGAACGCCCUUCGCAGGCCCACCCGUAUCGCCAUGCACAUCUCAGCGACUCUGGCCAUUGGCCUCCAACUAGCUUCGCUUGCGUUCGGUUACCCACAGCCAGUAGAAACCAACUCCACUCUCGUCACCCGUACAAUUGAGAUCAGGAACCUCCCACAAUCCCCGCCAAGAUGUACCCUUGUGGUCAACAAUGGCCCAGAAUCUAAAACCUACCCGGACAGUACCAUUUCAAUGGCCAUCGAAGAAGCAGUCAACGCAAUCAAUAGCGGCAUGCAGUACCAGAGAAACGGAAAGGGCGCUGCCUACCCACACCAGAACACGCCAGGCCAGGGAUCCGGUACUACGACCUCCUGGGCGGACUUCAAUCUUCCCGAGUGCUCGGACGGGACUGAUAAACAACUCAACUAUGGAUUUAUAGAGUAUCCUAUUCUGCGGAGUGAUCAAGUCUGGAAGGGCGGAAGCAAAGAGCAAGGACCCGACCGCGUCCUCUUCCAAUUUGUGACGGACCCAAACCAGGAGCAGACAUACACUGGAGCCUUCAGCCAAAUCAAGGGCAAAUACUUGCAUGCCGCCUACUGCGGAAUGAUCAACCACGUUCCGAAGGCGGAUAACAGUGGAUACAGCAAUGCUUUCGCAACGUGCGAGAACAGCAGGGGCGGCAAUUAGUGAAAGCCUGGAAUUGUCGCGCUUGCGAUGCGCUGCUUCUUCAACCUUGGCUCAACCCAAGAACAGGCGCCGGCCGACCACAAGGAUCGGGACGAGAAAGUUGAGAAUGAUGCCAAUCGAUGGUCUAUCAUGGUGGG